Cervus elaphus (red deer) is the source of this 2020-nucleotide messenger RNA. RefSeq names its product arylacetamide deacetylase. The coding region runs from base 55 to 1254 and encodes 399 amino acids. Gene Ontology annotation, molecular function: carboxylic ester hydrolase activity. The transcript is spliced from 5 exons. NCBI's taxonomy places the organism in Eukaryota, Metazoa, Chordata, Mammalia, Artiodactyla, Cervidae. The record is from RefSeq and is a predicted model, not a curated record. Gene Ontology annotation, cellular component: membrane.
AGGUAUUGAAAGAGGCCUAAUACUGUCUUGCUUAAGAAACAGAACAGUCACAGCAUGGGGAAAAAAUCUUUUGGCUUUCUGAUAUUGGGAGUCCUCUUAGCAGGUUAUAUUUAUGAACCUCUUCCAGAUAAUGUUGAAGAACCAUGGAAAAUAAUGCUGCUAAAUACCUUUAUAAAAACUUCAUCAUAUUUGGCCCAGUUUGCUGAAAUAUUGGGGCUAAACCAUUUCAUGAAAUCGAUGACAUUCUUUUCAAGUUUUCAAGGUUUUCCACCAACAUCAGACGAAAACAUAACUGUGAGAGAUACCACAUUCAACGAUAUUCCUGUCCGUGUAUACGUGCCCCAACGGAAAAUAAAAUCAUUAAGAAGAGGCUUGUUUUAUAUUCAUGGUGGUGGUUGGAGUUUGGGUAGUAAUGAUUAUUAUACCUAUGACCUUCUGUCAAGAUGGACAGCAGACAGACUUGAUGCAGUUGUCAUAUCAACCAACUAUAGACUAGCCCCGAAGUACCAUUUUCCAGUUCAAUUUGAAGAUGUGUACACUGCAUUAAAAUGGUUUUUAGACCCCCAAAUUCUUGAGAGCUAUGGUGUAGAUCCUGGAAGAAUCGGUGUCUCUGGAGACAGCGCUGGAGGGAAUUUAGCUGCAGCAGUAGCACAGCAGCUCUUAGAAGAUCCAGAUGUCAAGAUCAAGCUCAAGGUCCAAUCUUUAAUAUAUCCUGCCCUUCAGAAUUUUGAUUUCGAUUUACCGUCAUAUCAAGAAAAUGCACAUUAUCCAGUUCUGUCGAAAUCACUCAUGGUCAGAUUCUGGAGUGAAUAUUUUACUACAGAUAGAUCACUUAAGAAAGCGAUGCUUUCCAACCAACACAUUCCUCUGGAAUCAAGCCAUCUGUUCAAAUUUGUUAAUUGGAGUUCUUUGCUCCCUGAGAAGUUUAAGAAAGGCCACGUUUAUAAGACUCCAACUCAUGGUAGUUCAGAGCUGGCUAAAAACUAUCCAGGGAUUCUAGAUGUGAAAGCUUCACCAUUGCUAGCUGAUGACAGCAAGUUGUGUGGUUUACCCCUGACCUAUGUCAUCACUUGUCAAUAUGAUGUCUUAAGAGAUGAUGGACUCAUGUAUGUUACUCGACUUCAGAAUUCUGGAGUUCGAGUGAUCCAUAACCACAUAGAGGGUGCAUUCCAUGGAACACUUUCUUUUCUUUUUACUAAAGUUGGUUAUAGAGCAGCUGAUCAGUAUAUUAAUUGGCUACAUGAAAACCUGUAGUAAAAAUCUGAUCAAUAUAGUAAAAGGUAAGCCCCAGAAUUUCAGGAAAAAAGGACAAUAACCCAAAGGAUUCCUGUUAGGAACACAUGUUUUAUCUACCACAGUCUUCCUAAAUCCACAUGUACAUAACUGUUGUUGUUGUCAAGGAAUGAUUUUUAUAGGUUAGUCUCAGAGUAAUUCACUCACUUUUGUUCCUCAGAAUAGAUAGAUAUUAUUUAUCUCUAGCAUGAAUUAAGUUGUUUCUCUAAGUAUUUUUUGUCCCAGUUCAAUAUCAACUGUUCACCAUUGCAAAAUACAUUUCUUAGUGCACAACUCAUCUCCUUAGUCCAGGAAAAUGAAAUAUAAGUCAUUAUAUAAUAAAGAUAUCUGGAUCUCUUGAAUUUUGAUGAGAGGGUAAGGAGAACUUACUUUAACCAGACAAAAGCAACAUAUACAUUUGGUUAAUCUGGGUCCUUGAGAUUGGCAAGGAGUCAGUAUAAGUAAAUAAUUCCAAAUAUGCAUGGCUGAUCAGUAACAGGAGAAACACAAGUAAACAAAAUAUAUAUGUAUGUACAUAUGUAUAUAAAUAUACACAUAUAUGUGUGACAUAUGCUUGUAUAUGUAUAUAUGUGUAAACACACACACCAUACAUAUAUCCAUAUCCACAUACCAAACCUCAAUAUAGUAAUAUGUAUUCUAAAAUAAUUCUGGGAAAAUUAAUUAUUGAGGAAUGAAAUAGGUAAGUUUGAAGAUGUUUUACUUGAAAUAAAUUGAUUUUUAAAAAUUG